AUGAGCGGCCUUUUUGCACGGGCCCUAUCCGUUGCCGCAAAUGCCUCCAACCUGGGCAGGAUUCUGGCAAAUGUGAUAUUGCGCCUCGAUUCUCGCACCCUGCCUCCGACCCUUCAGUUUCUCGAAUACGUCGGGAUCAUUCACUGCCAGCAAGAUCUUCAGGAAGAAGUCAUCAUCAACCCUACUAGUGCUACUCAUUUGGGAGGCCCAGAGGCUGUUCAGAAUCAGCAGGAGCACAUCACUGCCAUGGAUGAGCUAACUGACACUGACUCUGAUGUUGAGCCUCCUCAAGUUGCACUACCCAUUCCUCCAGUUGAAAUUGCACCCUUUCCUGAUUUCAACAACCUCCAACCAAUGAUCCCACAUGAAAUUCAGAUUGAAGAUCUGCUGGGUUAUGAUGCUGACAAUCUCCAUCAGCUUGGCCCUGAACCUGUUGACCAGAAUAUACAGAUUGGGAUGGUGCAGAUUGCUCAACCUGCCGUUGAUCCUAUUUUUGGUAACUUGUCUCCAAUUGGUCACCUGCCUCCUCUUGGUCCUUCACCUGAGGACUACAGAUAUUGGUCUCCCACUUUUGACUGGGCCAAGGAUUUCCUACAAUCCAAUGCUUUGAGCUUUAUGAGAUCUGAAAUGUCAGCCACUAAGAUCUUCAGGCAAGAUUGCCUUUUAGGGGAGGGAGGUUUUGGUCGUGUAUAUGAAAGACGUUUGGAGAAUGGGCAGGCUGUUGCUGUGAAGCAACUUGAUCGUAAUGGUCUCCAAGGAAAUAGGGAAUUUCUGGCUGAGGUUCUCAUGCUCAGUCUCUUACAUCAAACUAACCUGGUCAAUCUAAUUGUCUACUGUGCUGAUGGUGACCAACGCCUUCUUGUUUAUGAGUUUAUGCCAUUGGGGUCACUAGAAGAUCAUCUGCAUGGAAUUGUCCAUGGAGGUGAACAUUUUGGAGACGACGGUGAUUGGCGCUCCAUUUCAAUAUGCAUGGUGCGCUUGCCAAAUGCUGCUAUCGUCGCUGUUGCCAAAUGCGAGCAACCAAACAAGACUUAUGGGGCCUCCAGCUAUAUGGCAUACGCCUCGUUAGAAGUUCUUUGUUUCAAUGCUUAA
Molecule: messenger RNA, 1092 nt
Organism: Miscanthus lutarioriparius
Lineage: Eukaryota; Viridiplantae; Streptophyta; Magnoliopsida; Poales; Poaceae
Source: the annotation of a GenBank genome assembly